AUGGGCAGUCCAGGGCCUCAGCGAGAAGAUCGCGAACUUGGCACUUCCAGUACGGAUGCACUUGGGGAGGAAUCCUGCACGCCUGUCUUGGCUUUAGCUGCGGAUGGUGCAUCAGCGUUGGAGGAUGAGCAAGUGCCGGGUGAGUCGGUGGUUUGUUCAGAGCUUGCUGGAGCCGACCCAAGCAAUUCGGAUCUGGAUUUGGGCAUCGCUGCGCCAAAUCUGCCAGCAUCCGUACCAUCUGACUCCGAGGUCAGCGAUGCAACUCAAUGCAUGGCCUCGGGUGGCGAAUCAGAGACGGCUUUUAGCAUCAAGCAGGCCGCGCAAGAGCUUUCCGAGGGCAUUGCAGAAAGUGCAGCCGACUCCGAUGGUUUGGCUUCGCCGACCAACGCGGCCGAUGUGAGCACGGGUCCUUCUCAAGCAUGCGAUGAGCCUUCUGAGGAGAGGCUGAGCGGAAGCGACGGAGACGAGUUGGUGCGUGGGCACGACUUGGAGCUGUGCCAAGACAAGCCCUCUCCNNUGCAUGGAAGUCGUGCAUGGCACCGUUGGGAACAUGGCCGCCGACUUGGAGCACAUCGACGACGGAGCUAUGUGCAAGGAUUCCAGCAUGGAUUCUGA
Messenger RNA from Symbiodinium sp. CCMP2456, 615 nucleotides. The record is from the annotation of a GenBank genome assembly. Lineage: Eukaryota; Dinophyceae; Suessiales; Symbiodiniaceae.